Messenger RNA from Candidula unifasciata, 867 nucleotides. Lineage: Eukaryota; Metazoa; Mollusca; Gastropoda; Stylommatophora; Geomitridae. The record is from the annotation of a GenBank genome assembly.
AUGGCAAAAUCAGCAAUGUCAAAACUAGAUCGCCCGCGGACGAUUAUAACAGCUGUGAACGUCGGACUUUGUCUGUCUAUAUUAUUAGCAGUAACUAUCGUCAUCAAGACCAGGCCAGAAACAAACAGCUGUCAGCCACCACCAGCGAAGUUUCCAGAAAUAUGCAUAGAUUGCACUCACCUGCCCAGAAAUCUACUCACUCAGCCAGAGGUCAGUGGGCUGGCCAAGCGACACGGGAAUAAUACCGACAUGUGCUGCGCUGAAACUCAAGAUCAAAUGUCUACACUGUUGCAAGCUAUUGUAGAAAAUCAACCAGUGGACCCGGAUCCUGCACCCGAAACCAGUUCAAUUAACAUGGUCCCAGUUUCUGCUCAUAAAAGGAUAUUGUCCGGGUUUGCAAAUGAGUCUGCCUUGGAAGAGCCCUAUUUCAACGGUGGAAAGGAGCACUUUAUAACGAACUUCAGUAAAGUUAACGACCCAGUCACUGAACACGCCCACGGUGUGGAAGUUCUGGAUUCAGCACUGAAAAUUGAAACAGACGGAUUGUACUACGUGUACAUCAGCAUUCACACAGGUCCAGAGUUCAACAUACCAGCCAAGAACUUUACCUACCAGAGCUGGUUUCAAUAUGUCUACCGACGAAGUCCACACAACCCCGCCAACUCAGGCGCCCUUUUACAAAUGGCGUACCCAGCACAUGAAGACAGCGUUACAUAUGAGGAGACUGAUUACCGAGGAGGGACAUUUCAUCUCAACAAAGGAGACGAGUUACUGGUUUGCAUCACUGGCGUGGGAUUGUUUCGUUACAGGAAAGAGUCCUCGUUCCUUGGCGUCAUCAUGGUCAACAAUGAAACCAUGUCGAAGUAG